Messenger RNA from Ipomoea triloba (trilobed morning glory), 1720 nucleotides. RefSeq names its product protein CANDIDATE G-PROTEIN COUPLED RECEPTOR 2-like. Gene Ontology annotation, molecular function: G protein-coupled receptor activity. The transcript has 8 exons. The record is from RefSeq and is a predicted model, not a curated record. NCBI's taxonomy places the organism in Eukaryota, Viridiplantae, Streptophyta, Magnoliopsida, Solanales, Convolvulaceae. Gene Ontology annotation, biological process: G protein-coupled receptor signaling pathway. The coding region runs from base 612 to 1532 and encodes 306 amino acids. Gene Ontology annotation, cellular component: plasma membrane.
GGUUGCCUACCCACACUAACAUCCUCUUCUGCCCCAAAAUCACUUUCAAAUUCUGACCCAACAUCAACACCUAUUUCAGCCGCUACAUCCCCUCCUAUUUCAACCUCUACAUCCUCUUCUAUUUCAGCCCCAAGAUCCGCACCUAUUUCAACCUCAACAUCACCCUCAUUGCCAAAUUCAAACCCAUCAAAGUCCAAUUUAAUGGCACUUAAACACCCAGAUUGAGCCCUAUUAUCUGUGUCUGCAGUUUCAGGGCCAAGUAAAGACAUAGUUACCAACUCUGGAUCCUCUAACCCAUGUUCAACAUAUAUCUCACACCUCUUACCUACAUGAGUAAUCUGAACUAAGUGCAUACUGCUGGCAUCAUCACUUAAAAGCUUUAGGUAACUAAAGGGUUCUUCAGGUAGGAGGAGAUUUCAAUGCCACAUAAAUCUAAACGGGACAAGUCAUCGCCAACCAGGGGUUACUUGCGAAAUAGGCUUAUUAAAAAGUUUCAAAAUGUUUUUCCACUGCGAGUCGAUUCCAGUUAUACAUAUUGCUGAUCCAGGAUUUUGUAAAGUUUGGGUUUCAAUCGUCGAUGAAUUCCAUUCCCUAAUCUCCAGUUCUUCGAAAUGUCCGGGACUCCAGAAACCUUAUUCAUAGGUCAAGCUUCGUCGCCGACCGCUAGCGUAGCCACCGCAUCCGCCGCCGGCAAUCACUUUAUUUCCCGAUGGUACAGCUCCUCCGCCAAUGCGUGCCGUGGUUUCUGGCACGACGCUGCUUUGAUUGUACCUUCGAUUCUGUUUAUACUGUACCUAGGGUUUCAUGCAAAGAGGAAUAUAAAGAAGCUUAGGAACCGUGGGUCUUAUGUAAUGAUUGCAUAUUAUGCUCUAUUGUGGUUUGCUACUCUGGUAAACUUUGCCUGGUCAUCCCUGCAGGCAUGGCAGUGUGCUCCUGGAAAGGAUGUUGCGUGGAAUCUUUUGUCAUUGUUUGCAGCCUCUGGAAUGUUAUGUUUAGAGAUUAGUCUAAUGUCCUUCUUACUUCACGAGAAUUAUGCCACUGGAUUGGAAACUUUAACACGCAAUUUCUUUGUGUCUGGCCUUUUUGUUGGCGUGGAUGUUCUAUUAAAGGUAAUUCUUGUAUUUGGAUUUAGGAUUCCACUUUUUGUUGAUGUUGGAUUAGCAAAUGGAGGAAAAUGGGCCAUAUGGUUUACCUAUAGGCUUCUGCUAACUGCAGCUUAUGGGUACAUAUAUUUUGUGCACUUCUCAAAGUGGAGAGAUAAUCUGCCUCCAAGGCCAGCCUUCUACAACUAUGUCAUAGUCAUGUUCGCAACUAAUGUGGCAGUAUUGUUUGCUUGUGGGCUUGGUGUAUUUGGGAUUGGCUUUGGUGCCUGGUUAUAUGAUUUGAGCGUUGUCUGCUAUCACUCUCUGUAUCUUCCCUUUAUCUAUGCUACGUUUUUGGCCGACUUCUUUCAGGAAGAAGAUUGGCUUCUGGAUGAAGCAUACUACUCAGAGAUGAAGGAUGCGGGAUUCUUUGAUGCUGAUUGGGAAUAGGAUAUUGCAACUCGUAUAUAUAUAAUAAUAUAGUAUAAUUGUGAAUAUUAUCCAUUGGAGAGAAAUGGGAGUCUGGGAAGGCCUUUUGUGUACUUAGAAUGACCAUUCGGUGUUGCAAAAUAUACAACUGUAAAUCAUCACUGUUAUGAUUUCAAUAAUAAGUCCUCUAUGUAAUUUGCCUACUCAAA